Messenger RNA from Paramacrobiotus metropolitanus, 1548 nucleotides. RefSeq lists its product as uncharacterized. The record is from RefSeq and is a predicted model, not a curated record. Bases 271 to 1197 code for a protein of 308 amino acids. NCBI's taxonomy places the organism in Eukaryota, Metazoa, Tardigrada, Eutardigrada, Parachela, Macrobiotidae. The transcript is spliced from 4 exons.
GUGACUCUUUCGUAUGACUCGUUGUUCGGGCUUCGGUUCAGUGAUUCGAGCUGCACAAGGGCGCGUGCUGUGUGCUCGAAGUCGUCUUUGACGUCUGCUGACAUGUGAGAGGACUCAUUCGGAUGAAACUUUCAAGUCAGCGGACUCGAACCCAGUCUUGUCUAUUUUGCCAGCUAAUCAUCAGCCGUUAUUAGUGGUUUUAUCCGAGUCAAAGUGACUUGAAGGACUCUCUCAUCUUUCCAUUUGGAUUCUGAUUUCUGAACAAAGAGGAUGGAGGAGUUUAUCGUCACCCACAAUGGCACCGAGGCGAAUUCACCGUCGGCGACGAACGAAGAGGAGACGUCCGGCAUCCCCCUGAGCACCGGCAACGGGAAUAAGGGCCGGCACCACUUCACCGUGGAGGAGGACAUGGCGCUGCUGCAUCUGAUUGUCGAGCGGAAUCCCUUCGGGGUGCGCGGACAGCGGGGCGCGGUGUGGGAUGAGAUCGAGACGGCGCUGCACGAGAUGGGCUACGACUGCACCAUUAAAAGCUGUCAGGAUCGCUUGGCCCGGCUGCUGCGUACGAUGCAGUCGGAAGAUGCCAUGCGCAAGUCGGUGUGCGGUCAGACGAUGCAGACCAACGCCGAGAUGAUGCAGCUGCUGGAGGAGGUCAUCCGGCUGAAGAGCAAUGGCGGCGUGUCCAUUGUCGGUGAGAUCAAAACGGACCGCAGUCCGCGCCCACCGGUAGAACGGAAACCGGUCAUCCGGCAGACGGUUACCGCGAUGCCGCUCACGGCCGACAGCGUGGCCUAUGUCCAGUCUAAUAAGCGGACACACGACCAUCGUGGAAUCCGCCGAUCUCCUGGCUCCUCCUUCAAGAUCCAGCGUCUCUUUGCCGACACCGGUGACCAGGGAAUGUAUCAGAAACAGAAAUUAGCGCUAAUGCGCGAACACCUCGAUCUCGAAAUGCGCAAAGUCCAGCUGAGCGAACUCAAGUUCAAAAAAGACACCGAACUGGAAGAACUGCGCCUCAAGAUCGAAGCCGACAAAGUGGAGAUGGAGACGCGCAAGGUGAGUCUGGAGCGCGAGAAACUGGACAUGGAACGGCGGAAACAGGAUCUGGAGAUCGCCGAACGGACACAGCAUCUGGAGACGAUGAAGCAGCAGCAACAGGUCCUCUUCCAACUGUUAACCAAGAAACUGAAUGCCGAUGGCUGAGAAUUUGUCAUCUGGUCGUUGUUGAUUAUUUUUACUGUACAGUAUUAUUUAAUAUUUUUAUAGUGCUAUGAAAUAUUAUACGUUUGUUGAUUAUUUCAUUUAAAACAUGUCAAUGCAAAUUAAGUACGUUAUUACUUGCGCGAGUUUGACGGUUCUCUGUGCAUGAUUGCAAAACGAGCUAAAAAGUGACCUUACGAUCUGAUCUUUUGUCAUAGAAAAUAUGAAAGAUUUGUUGUGUAUGAAAAUACAAAAUUGAAAAAUGAAACUUUUACCAGCUUGCAUCAGUUACAUACUGUAAUUCUCACAUUAUUGAAUAAUUCACUGAUUGGUACAAAUUGAUUGAUUUAUGGA